Messenger RNA from Equus caballus (horse), 2834 nucleotides. Lineage: Eukaryota; Metazoa; Chordata; Mammalia; Perissodactyla; Equidae. The record is from RefSeq and is a predicted model, not a curated record.
GACUCACACAAACCCAGACACCACGGGCGUCCCCACAGAUGUCCCCGAGACUCUCACAGAGAUCUUGCAAACCCCUUUACAAGAAGUGAACCUUCUAGGUUCGUCCUGUCUGGGUCUGAUGCAGCUCUCUCAGGAGACCUCACCCACCCGGCAGAUGACCAGACUGCUGUUGGCACUGAGACUACUGGGCGUUCCGGUUGCCCCGGUGACAGAUCCCUCCUCUCCCGGCCCAAGUUCUAGAGGCCUCAGUCAAGCUCCUCCCUCAUCGCCCCCGGACCCCCUUGUCCCUCCUCCUCCCAACCUUCCCCAGAUCUGGCCAGAGCUCCUUUGCGAAUUUCUGCAGAUGUCCAGGUCCCCUUCCCAAGUCGUAGACCUGCAGGCAACGCCGCUGACCACACAGCGCCGGCAGCUGGGGCUCAACGUCACCCGGGAGCCUUCCCUCCCUUAGGGCUAACCUGACUUAAGGACUUGUAACAAUCAAGCCAAAGCCUAGAGAUGGAAGCAGACGAGGUCACAGAAGAGCCUCAUACCACCAUGGAUGCAGAGGAGCACCCCUCUUCAAAGAACCCCCCUGCCAAGGACUCACAGGGGCCCCCUAUCCAUGAAACCCCUUUGGAGCCUGCCGUCUCUGAGAACUCUUUAAACCACUCUGUCUCUGAGAUCUCCUUGGAGACCCUUAUCCCUGAGACCCCAUUGGAGACUCACAUCUCUACGGUCCCAGAGAAAGAGCUUACUUUUCAUACCUCAUCAGUAGACCAUGUCCCUUUGUCUUCCUCUGAUGCUCUGAAUGAAGACCUCUUCUCUGAGACUUCCUCCAGUGAGGUCUCAUGGACAAAGAAGUCCAUUCAGACCUCUGAAUCUGAGAUCCUUCAAAAGGACUCCCUUUCAGGCCCUUCAGCCCAGGUCCACCGAGACAUAGCAGAAAAGAGGGAAGAGCAAGGAGAGGAUAAGGAAGGGGUGGAUGCCACUGCCAGCACCCCUCACACAGCUCAGCCUGCACACCUACUGGGCAAGAAGAAGGGGAAGAAAGGAGUUAGCCGUAAUUGUUCCUGCCCUUUUCCACAUUCUUAUCACUGUCUCUCACCUGCCCCAGGAGGAGGGGAUUUGGGUUACUCUUUGACCUUGCCCCUUCUCUUAGUUUUAGGCCUCCUCACUUCCCCUGGGUUAUUCAGCCCUCCCUUCCUAGGUUACACAGUCCACCCAGUGGUCCCUGUUAAGGCAGAGUUGGUGGAAGUGGCUAAAGCAAUGCAAAGAGAGAAGUUUGGUGCUCAGGUGAAUCAUCUUUUCCAGUGGGAGAAGAAUGCAGCCCUUAAUGCCAGGCAGAUAGGCCUCUACAUUGGCUGGCGCUGCCCCCACUAUCUAUGGGAUUGUUUCCGGAUUGGGGAUGAGUCCAAGUGCUUUUGUGGACACUUGUUGAGAGAGCACCAGAUAGUCUCAGACAUAUCCGUGCCCUGCAAUGUGGGUCAGUGCCGCUGCCUCAUGUUCUGCUUUAUUCCAUCACGCCCGGAGGAGGUGGGUGAGUUCUGGCUCAAAAGACGGGCCACCUUUGACCCCAAGGCCUGGAGAGCCCAAUGUCGCUGUAAACACAGCCACGAAGACCACUCAGCUAUCGGGUCCCAUCCCUGCAGGGUCAAAGGCUGUUGCUGCAACUGCUUCGAGUCUAAUUUCCUCUGCGCGGCCUGUGACCGGCGCUGGGAGGAACAUGAGACUUUCUUUGAGACUGAGGGGACCCGGCGACGAGGAAGGAAGCCUCACGGAGGAGACUAAGUGCCUUUUGCAGAGAUGCCUGCCCUCCAAGAAGCCAUCAUCAGCAACUCUAACUUUGAGACCCUACAGAAGCAGGAGCCCUCUGGCCAUCCCAGCUCCCACCCUACUCCCCCUGGGCUCCCUGGCCCACACAGCCUCAGGCCUGGCCCUACAUCUGACCCCUGUACCUGACCCUUUCACCUCUACUCUUCCCUCCUCCAGGGACAAAUACGGUCAACACCUGGCGCAGGCCUCUGUGAGCCUGGCCCAGAUGAGCAAUAAAAGGGGAAGCCGCUGGAAUCUGACCUGGCUCUGUAUGGGGCAGAUAGGGCCCAGCCCAGGGACCUUAGAGUCAGCACCUAUUGGGGGCGAACAAGAGUACCAGGCACGAGAAAGUCUGGAUCCAGCCAUCUGCCUCCACUACACCUACAUUUAGGCUCCAGCUCUGGCAUCAGAAGGAGAGAGGGGCUUCAAGGAAGCCAAGGAGAGAGGGGGUUUCAAGAAGGAUAGAGUAAGCAGUGAUGUUAGAUGCAGCUGGGGGCUCCAGUAAGAUAAAGACUGAAGCGUCCGUUGGAUUUUGCAGUUAGAAGUCUUUGGGGACAUCAGAGAGUGUACUUUCAGUGGUGCAGUGGAGGCAGAAACCAAACAGCAGUAAAUUUGAAGGAGUUUCUUUAAGAUGCAGGAGAGAGAAGUCAGACAAUUUCCUGAGGGAGACGUGGAAGUAUUUUUUAGGAAGGAAAAAGGGAAGGGGCCAGUAGAUAAAAAUACCUUAAAGGAUGCAGAAGAGAAAGAGAGAUGCCUGGUGAGACAAGAUCCCAGAGACGGAGGGGGGAGAUGAGAUCCAGGCAGAGGUGAAGGGAUUUGCUCUGGACAGGAGAAACACCACUUCCUAAGACCAAGAGGAAGGAAGGAAGAAAGGAUGGGGCUAUGGGACUACAUCAAACUAAAAAGCUUCUGCACAGCAAAGGAAACCAUCAACAAAACGAAAAGACAACCUGACAAUUGGGAGAAGAUAUUUGCAAACCAUAUAUCAGAUAAGGGGUUAAUAUCCAAAAUAUACAAAAAACUCAUACAUCUCAACAAAAAAA